Messenger RNA from Helianthus annuus (common sunflower), 1603 nucleotides. RefSeq lists its product as uncharacterized. The record is from RefSeq and is a predicted model, not a curated record. Lineage: Eukaryota; Viridiplantae; Streptophyta; Magnoliopsida; Asterales; Asteraceae. The coding region runs from base 1143 to 1565 and encodes 140 amino acids. The transcript has 3 exons.
UGGAACAAACUCAGUUGAACUAUUAGGUUCUUAUUGAUGCAAAAUGUCUUUACACUCACGUAAUCUGAAUAACUCUUGAUUCAAUUACGCGGUCAUUCACUUUGGUACUAUUAGGACUUACCUGCGAACGACACAACUCUAAGGAGAUAACAUAAUCUAAAUUUCGAGGACGAAAUUUCUGCAACAGGGGAGAAUGUGACAACCCGCAAAUUCAGGACAACAUCUUUACGCGCUCUAAUCUCGUACACAUCGUGAUCUUAGAUUAUAGACUUAGUUUUUCUUUAUAUAUUGGGUAUUUAUAUACAUAGAAUCUCUAUUCGUGUCACAGUUUCCAUUUGGUAAUUUUUAGAAAUUACCGGGUCACACACGAGUUAGCCCGACACGCACGAACGUUUGUGAUGCUUGUCCAAAUACUUGGGAAAUCACCCUAUAGUAUUAUUAUGUGUGUAAUACUAUAAAUAUAUAUAUUUAGAUAUAUAUUUGUUAUUAUUUGAAGUUUUCGACGUGUGGUUGAGAAGUAUAUUUGCGUACGCGGUUAGCACGACACUAAUACAAAUGUAAAAAUAAAUAUUUUUAUACACCGGACACAUUCAUAUUUUUAUGACGGUUCUAUUUUACAUUUGAUUAAAAACAAAUAAAUAGUGGGUACAAUUAAGUGGGUGUUUUAUAUAUCUAACAAAACUUAACAAAGCUAACACUUAAAUCUCUAUUAUAAUCUUACCAUGCUCACCCUACCCUUGACCCAUGUCGACAAUAACAAAAAAAAAAGAAGAAAAAAAAAGAGUUGCAAGACACUAUCAUCAUGUACCAUAAAAUAUUAAACAAGUUAAAUUUCUUUACCAAUCUUUUGACUAAAAUUCCUACUUUGCUUUCUCAUUUCCUGACAAUAUCGACAAGAAGCAACAAGGACUAAAAUGCAAUGAUCAUUAUCCAAGAUCACACUCCAUGACAUGUGCUUGCUCUUAGACUAGGCUAGCUAGACCAUACUUUUUAUUAUGACACUAGACUUUCAAAGGGGCAUGAACUUCAUUGAAUCCCUCCCAUCCCCAUUCAUUCGACCCCAACCACAACUGAACCCACAUAUCACACAUUUCAUUUUUAUUCAACUUUGAAACUCAAGUCUAAGGCGCUGAACGUCUGAGAUGAAGUGCUUGGAGCAUUGGAUUUUAAGGAUUCAAGUUCAAGAUCUUCUUUUUUCUAACUUCAUCCUCCUUGCUUGCUUAAAUUUUGUUGAUUCGGGUCUCGAUUCGGGUUCGGGUCAAACUCAGUCAACACCGAGCCAACACGGGUCAACCUGGUCAGUUUUGAGGUACGGGUCAGCGCAGUCAGUCUUGGGGUUCGGUUCAACACGGUCAACUUGGUUCAGGACCGGGUCAACACAGGUCAAUGCAGUCAGAUUUGAUGUUCGGGUUCGGGUCAACGGUGGUCAAACUUGGUCAACAGGUCGGUUUUGGUGCUCGGGUCAACAUGGUCAACCGUGGUCAAUGCAAUCAACUACGAUCAAACUUGGUCAACUCAAGUCAACUAGUCAACACGAGACCCGGAAUACUAUAGAUGCACGCUAGCUACCUCACAUUCUUGGAAUGACAUCACGGAAUCACAC